This is a messenger RNA of Strongyloides ratti, 1188 nucleotides long. RefSeq lists its product as hypothetical. Gene Ontology annotation, biological process: regulation of protein secretion; regulation of epidermal growth factor receptor signaling pathway. The coding region runs from base 1 to 1188 and encodes 395 amino acids. Gene Ontology annotation, cellular component: endoplasmic reticulum membrane. The record is from RefSeq and is a predicted model, not a curated record. NCBI's taxonomy places the organism in Eukaryota, Metazoa, Nematoda, Chromadorea, Rhabditida, Strongyloididae. The transcript is spliced from 3 exons.
AUGUACUCAACAAAUAAUUCAACAGAUUCAGUGUCAAAUUUUAGUCAAAAUAAUAAAAGUAUUGUCCAUUUUAUUACUGCUUCACCAAGAAAUGGUCAUGACUUUUUAAUUGCUAAAAAAAUUACACCUCCUCAAUCUUCUCAAAGAAAUGAAAAAAUUUUAUAUAAUAGAAGUAGUAUAAGAGGAAAUUCUAAUUUUCAUUCACCUGAUGUGUCUUCAUUAGAGUAUAUGCUUAAUAGAACUGAUGACAAUAGAGGAUAUCAAUUUACUAAACAUAUUUUAAUAUUACCUCAAGCAAAUAAAUCUAUUAGAUAUAAUCAUGAACCAAGAUUUCAAGGUCAAAGAAAUUUACAUCGAAUUAGUAAAAAAAGUUUUUUGUUGAAACUUUUUCAAUUUUUAAUAAAUUGGGAUGUCAUAAAAAAAGAAUCUAAAAGAAAAACACCUAUAACAUGGACAUUAAUUUUAAUGAUAUCAUUAUUAUUUACAUUAAAAUGUUUUACUUCACAAUUUAGGCCAAUUUUAAUGCCAAUAGAGUCUACUUAUAAUGAUAGUAAUAAUCAAGAUCCAUAUGAAGAAGUUCAAUUAAAUCAUUUAAAAAUUCUACCAUCUUGGUAUUUAUCAAUAACAACAAUAGAUAUGGUACAAACAUUUGCACUAUAUUAUCCAUUAAUUAACAAGACAAAAUAUGUUACUGAAGUUUUUAAUUAUACAAAUAAUAGAGAAAAAGGAAGUCAAUGUUGUGAUGAUUUAAAAUAUAAUGUUUCUUAUCAGACAAUUGUUGGUGUUAAAUGCCUAGGAAGAGAUAGUAAACAUCUAAUUAAAAAUAGAUAUUUAUUUGAUGGAAAUUUGUGUGGAAUUGAUCCAUUACAUUGCCAUCAAAAUGAUAAAGAUGAUUAUAGUUUACCAAAAAAUGUUAUUAAUUAUCCAAUUGAUAUUACUUGUGAUUAUCUAUCUGAAUCCAAUAGAAGAUUUGAUGAAAUUGUAAUGAAUAUUCCAUAUAAACCUUGUACUUUUGGUAUUCAUGGAAGAUGUGAAUUAAUGAAUGAAAAUAAAUGUAAUUGGAUUGGUGGUUAUUAUCAUAUUGAAGCACAUUUAUGUUCUCAAGUAGAUGGAAUACAAGAUUUAGUAUUUUUAGGAAAUGAUUGGAGUGUUAUUUGGAUGAAUCGUUAUUUCUCUAAUUUCUGUUGA